CAGAUCCGGCGACGAGAAUAAAACUAGGACGAGAUGGCAGCUUCGCUUUUGUUUGCCGCGAGAAAGAUCUGCGGUCGCGCCCUUGGGCGACCACCGCAGUUGUAUUUUAGGGCGGCCGUUAAGGAGGAACAGAGUCUGCUGUUGCCAAGGAUUGGCCAUGGCAGGAGCUUCCCUCAACGCUUCAGCUCCUCUGAAUCAAGUCUUUCAAAAAAGCAGCAUGGACCUCAAUUAGCUGCAAACACUACAAAGUCGUCGAAGCACACACCAUGUCACCCCAAUUAUGUACGUAAAAUAUAUUUUGGGACAAUCGGGACGGCUAUAGGAGUCCUUGCAAUACUCUAUGGUGUGGCCCGUACACACGGGGGGCCGAUUUUUAGAGAACAACUAUUGGGCUUGCCGCCUAAACCAAGCAAGGAAGAUGAUUAGCCUUCGGAUGACGGCUAUUGGAGCUCACAACCAAGAAUGCCUGAAUAUAACCUGGUGUUGUUAUGGUGCUCGUUGGCCUGAACAUGAGCAUUAGUCUGUUGUGACUCUGGCUGAACAAAUUUACCGUGUUUGAAUAUUUACCGAGGACCGUUAUUUUGUUAUGGUGCUCAUUGGCCUAUUUACUU
Messenger RNA from Triticum dicoccoides, 611 nucleotides. RefSeq lists its product as uncharacterized. NCBI's taxonomy places the organism in Eukaryota, Viridiplantae, Streptophyta, Magnoliopsida, Poales, Poaceae. The transcript is spliced from 3 exons. The coding region runs from base 34 to 426 and encodes 130 amino acids. The record is from RefSeq and is a predicted model, not a curated record.